This is a messenger RNA of Ctenocephalides felis (cat flea), 345 nucleotides long. RefSeq names its product collagen alpha-1(XV) chain-like. The transcript is spliced from 3 exons. Lineage: Eukaryota; Metazoa; Arthropoda; Insecta; Siphonaptera; Pulicidae. The coding region runs from base 1 to 345 and encodes 114 amino acids. The record is from RefSeq and is a predicted model, not a curated record.
AUGAAAGAUUCUACCUGGCCUCAAAAAGUCGCCUGGCAUGGGUCCAGUUUACGUGGUGAACUUAAUCAUAAUGCCUACUGCGACGCCUGGCAUUCCGCCUCAGCGAGCAAGGUGGGUCUCGCCGGCAGCUUACUAAGUCAUCAGCUGUUGAAACAAGAGAGGUAUUCUUGUGACAAUCGCUUUGUACUACUUUGCGUGGAAGCUACGACACAGCUUGCAAGAAGGCGAAGAUCUGCUGACGAAUUCUAUGGAAGUGCAAACAGAACACAUCACGUCGAUGCCAUAUUGAGUCAGGAGGAAUACGAAAAACUACUCAGUACUAUAUUGGAUGAUAGUGCCCUUUAA